Daphnia pulicaria is the source of this 792-nucleotide messenger RNA. RefSeq names its product enolase-phosphatase E1-like (gene Enoph). Lineage: Eukaryota; Metazoa; Arthropoda; Branchiopoda; Diplostraca; Daphniidae. The record is from RefSeq and is a predicted model, not a curated record. The coding region runs from base 32 to 778 and encodes 248 amino acids. The transcript is spliced from 9 exons. Gene Ontology annotation, molecular function: acireductone synthase activity; magnesium ion binding.
GACAUUGGACAUUCGACAUUCAGUGGAAGAAAUGGAUAUCAAAUGUUUACUGUUAGAUAUUGAGGGAACCACAACAAGCAUCAGUUUUGUCAAAGAUGAGCUGUUUCCAUAUAUAAGAAGAAAACUUGAAAGCUAUUUGGAGUCUAACUGGGAUUCACUAGAAGUGCAAGAUGAUGUUGAAUCAUUGAGGAAACAGGCAACAGAAGAUGCAACUAAGAUGGGUGGGGUGCCUGAAAUUGCCAGUUCUCUUGAAACACCCACCUUAAUACUGAGUUCUGUAAUUACUAACAUCAACUGGAAUAUGGAUCAAGAUAGAAAGAUGACAGCUUUAAAACAAUUGCAAGGCCACAUGUGGAGAGAAGGAUAUUCAUCUGGAGAAAUUCAGGGCCAUUUGUACGAGGACGUUGAAGGAGCGCUGAAGCUAUGGACAUCUAGCGGCCAAAAAGUGUACAUUUAUUCAUCUGGGAGCGUCGAAGCGCAGAAACUUUUGUUCCAGCACUCUGUUGCUGGAAAUUUGCUCCAGUACUUCUCCGGUCAUUUUGAUACGAAAAUCGGUGUGAAAAUCGAGUCAGCCAGUUAUCAGGAGAUUUCUAAAUCGAUUGGAGUUGCACCAGAUAAGAUUUUAUUUCUUACCGACCUUCCAGCAGAAGCGAUUGCAGCCAACGAAGCCGGUGUCCAGGUUAAACUGCUGGUCCGGCCAGGUAACGCUCCAUUAAAUGAAGAAAUUCUCCAACGUUUCGGCAUUUGCCACAAUUUUAAAGAAAUCCAACUCAAAUAAACAAUAAGGCCGGU